Xyrauchen texanus (razorback sucker) is the source of this 3357-nucleotide messenger RNA. RefSeq names its product leucine-rich repeats and WD repeat domain containing 1 (gene lrwd1). The transcript is spliced from 16 exons. Lineage: Eukaryota; Metazoa; Chordata; Actinopteri; Cypriniformes; Catostomidae. Gene Ontology annotation, cellular component: nuclear origin of replication recognition complex. Gene Ontology annotation, biological process: establishment of protein localization to chromatin; chromatin organization. The record is from RefSeq and is a predicted model, not a curated record. Gene Ontology annotation, molecular function: chromatin binding; protein binding. The coding region runs from base 89 to 2425 and encodes 778 amino acids.
GGAAAGUGUUCUGACUUCACACGUGAGUGCGACUGCUGUAUAUUAUUUUUAAAUAUCUACGUCCUCGUAUGCUCGUCAGAAGAAAGCCAUGGAUAAGAUAACAGAGACGAUACUGCUAGAGAAAUGUUCUACAAAGACAAACAAACUGGAGCAGAUAAAGACCCUCAAUCUCUCAUGCAUGGGUCUAAAGGGAGAGGAUAUGCCGGUGCCUCUGCUAUCUAAACUACACAAUCUGGAGGGGUUGAAUUUGUCAGGGAACAUGCUGCAGGAGUUUCCCAGAGGCCUUCGUCUUCCCUGCCUGAAGACCCUUGACUGUUCCAACAAUGAUAUGGAGGAUGUGGUGUCACUGGAAGCCCUGAGCAACUUAGAGGAACUGCGAUUGGAGGACAACCUCUACCUCACAGUCAAUGAUGAACACAAAGCGAUCUUCCUGUUACCCAAGUUGAGGAUGUUUAAUGGGAAAGAUAUCAGCUUUAAAGCCCAUCACAUCCGCAAUGGCAGCACUGAGAUCCUCAGGAAGAGGGUGAUUGGUGUAUGGGAACGGAGCUUCAGUCUCCCUAAUCCGGUUACGGCACAAAGUCUGGCUGCUGUUGAGAAGAGCUUUAAGUCUGCCUGCGCCCAAAUCAAAUACGGUCCCAGUUCUUUGAGUGAUUACACAAAGUGGAGGGUUGAAAUGAUCGCAAAAGAAUAUUUAAAGUCACUGACGGGCAAUGAAGAAGGCAGUACCACAGACACCACUGCAGUAACAGAGAAUGAGACUCCUGUUGAGAGAAAAACAUGUGACCUUGGUGCUAACGGUACCACAAGCCUUCAGAAGAGAACCAGAAACAACAGUGAGGUCAGUGCAGAGGCCAGUCCACGAAAGUCAAGCCGCUUGGCAAGUGCAACCUCCAUUGAAGGCAGUCCGAGAAAAUCCACUCGUGUACUCGGUACUCCACAGAAAACUGAUCCUAUAUUGCCCAGUUCCAGAAAGCAUGCCAGAAUGACUAACGUGGCAACUCCAGAGGGUAGUCCGAGAAAAACAUGCCGUCUGGAAAAUGUGUCUCAAAAAGAUGCUAGCAAAACUGGAAGCCCUAGAAAGGUGGCUAAGAGCACAGUCAUCUCCAACCCCAAGUCAAGACUAGCUAAAUGCGAAAGCCCAAAGAAAACCCCUAAAGAUCAGCCUACAGCUCAACAGGGCAAAAACACUGCUGCCAAAACUGAAAACAGCACACCUCGGAAAACUCUCAACGCCAAACCCCAAGUUCCUCAGGAUCCGGUGAGUCUGCAGCCUUUGCAUGUCCUCCAGUGCCAUAGUCGACUUGACAGUCCAAAGGAUUUCAGCACUCAGCUUUGGGCCUGCGCUUUUGAACCCCCCCAAGACUGCAGUGGUGAUUUGAGUACUGGGUCUCGGACAGUUGCCACAUGUGGAGGGGAAACUUUGUGUCUGAUUGACUGUGAGUCAGGACAUGUGCUGAAGAAAUACAAGGUUCCUGGUGAGGAAUUCUUCUCGCUGGCAUGGUCCAUAGUGCUAAUGUCCCGGACUGGUGGCUCUGCCCGUCCCUGUAAUAUCCUGGCUGCUGGGGGUAAGAGGGGCCUGGUAAAGUUAAUUCAUCCCAGAGUCAAUCUGGCAUUCGGAGAAUUUCGCGCCAGUCGCCGUGCCAUUUCCAUUGUGCGCUUCAGUCCCCGGAACACAAGCUUUCUCUUCACUGGGACAUAUGAAAAUAAGAUCAUUUUGUGGGACAUUGGUGGAUUGGACCGUGACUACAACUUCAAAAUGAGUAAGCUGCUAGUACUGGAAACUUGCUCCAAUCCUCUACAUCUCUCCAUGAUCCCCUCCUCUCCAGACACUCAUCUCCUCUUAGCCUGUGAUGAUGGGCUCUACAGCUUUGACAUCCAGCUCAGUAAAAAUACACAGAAGAGGAAUGAGGAGAUGGAGAUUGUGUUUCCUAUUUACAAGAAAAAGGACAAGAAAAACACCUAUCAUACUAUUGAUGGCCUGAGCUUCCUCUCGGAUGAUGUAGUCGCAUCCAAGAGCCACAUGCAGGGCUCCAUCUACCUUUGGAGCUGGAGUGCUACUUGGGCAUCAUGGAACGGCAAAAAGAAAGUGGUGCCAGCUGUUGUACUAGCAGAGCUUCAGUGGUCCUGCACUGAUGUCCCAUACUUGUCUUUAGGCACCUGCCCAGGUUAUGGUUAUGUUGCAUGUGGGGAUGAGAAAGGAGGACUGUGGAUGUACCAUAUCACAGACACCAUGAUGGAAAACUUCAAGAGUGGAAAAACAAUCUCCGCCACUGAGGUGCUGAAGUGGCCAUCACCGGUCAGAGCUGGAAUGGGUGCAAUAGAGGGGCCGUCUAUAAACAGCGUUGCCAUGGAUCCUGAUCUUCGUUACUUGGUUGCCCUUACAGACAAGAACAUGGCCGUGGUGUGGAGGAGAGAGAGCCCUUGAGCAGCAAAAGAUGUCCAGUUGCUAGCAAUAUUUCUCUGUGCACUGCAGAUCAGGGGUUGAAUUAGUAGUGCUUAGAAUUCUAUGGGGAAAGCGAAGUCUUAAAGCGAUAGUUCACCCAUAAAUGACAACUCUCUCAUCAUUUACUCAUCCUCAUGCCAUCCCAGAUGUGUAUGACUUUCUUUCUUCUGCUGAACACAAACAAAGAUUUUUCUGAGAAUAUCUGCGCUCUCUAGGUCCAUACAAUGCUAGUUAAUGGUGACCAAAUCAUGAAUGCCAAGGAAACGGCAGAUGUUAAGAUUUACAGUGGAAAAAGGUGUUAUAUUUUGGUCUGUUCUUCCCCAAAACCAACUGGAUCACUUAAGACAUGGAUUAAACCACUGGAGUUAUAUGGAUUACUUUUAAGCUGUCUUUAUGUGCUUUUCGGAGCUUCAAAGUUUUGGUCACCAUUCACUUGCAUUGUAUCUUCGUUAUUCGUUUGUGUUCAGCAGAAGAAAGAAUAUCAUACAUGUCUUGGAUGACAUAAGGGUGAGGAAGUGAUGUGAGAAUUAAAAUUUUUGGGUGAACUAUUCCUUUUUAAACUAAAGGAGUUUAAAUGAAAAUUGGUCCCAUUACUUCAUCUAUUUUAAAGAUUUGUUGUCUAAUUGAUCCAUCAUGUAAUUUUUUUCCUGAUACACUGUUACAAACGUUAGUAAGGCAACCGUGUAGUCUUAAAAAAAAAAAAAUCUUUUUUUAUUUAUUUUUUUUUUAUAUUGCUUGUUUUAAAAAUUUUUAAACAUUGUUUCCAAGAAAAUAUAUCAAUUGGAGAGGAAAGAUUAUCAGAAGAGGAAAAAUAUGGUACAAAUAAGAACUGCCUUACUGUGUUUUUCUUCAAUGAAUGAACUGGUGUCAUAUACCAGUAUUAUGUUUUAAAGGACUUGUAAUGUUAGUGUCAA